Messenger RNA from Pocillopora meandrina, 9709 nucleotides. NCBI's taxonomy places the organism in Eukaryota, Metazoa, Cnidaria, Anthozoa, Scleractinia, Pocilloporidae. The record is from the annotation of a GenBank genome assembly.
AUGGAGGUCGAACAACACACCGUAGUAGGUAGGACGAAGAGAGUUUAAGUUUACUCAUUCUUUCGGUAUUCUAUUGACAAGCCUACGGAAGUUUUCCAUGGAGUGAGUUUAAAAGUUUAGAGUUCUUAAAGGGUUUUACUUUUAAUUAAAAUCCCAUUAGCUAGAAUACGACACUGAGGUGUAGCUAUGUUUCCGCUACAAAAAUGUAGACUCCGUCUUUAUUUUUUUCACUUCGGACGGCGCGUAACUGUGUAGCUCGUCUUGGUAUUUCAAUUACGCCUGGGGAAAGGCUUCCUCUGGUGCUAUUCCAUUUCCAUGGAAUCACAGGAAACCAAAAUUAUUAUACCAGUGAAAAAUAUUUCUUUGGCUAAACUCUAUUCCGCUGCCUUGUUGGAGUAUUAUUUUGCUCAGAUAGAUUUGAAAUUAAUCCAAAGCAAGUUCAAAACUUCGACACUUAGGGUCUUGCGACACUCAUUCAACGGUUUUGUGACUUUUUUGUUUUGACUAUCGCAUUAUUCAGAAGAGCGAGACAUGGAGCGCGAGAGCUCUUCCCCGAAGAAACAAGAAUCUAUUGAGCGUAAGCCCGAAGUGCUGUGCAAAGUUUGCGGGGAUAUUUCGUCUGGAAGGCACUACGGAGUUUAUACGUGCGAUGGCUGUAGCGGUUUCUUCAUGCGUAGCGUGCGAAGAGACAUGGUCUACUCCUGUAAGGGCAACGGAAAUUGUGUUGUUGACAAGAAACGACGAAAUCAGUGUCAAGCUUGCCGGUUUCAGAAAUGCCUCGAUGUCAAGAUGAACAGGUUUGGUAAGUGAGAAAGUUACUCGUAAAGUUAUUUUUCGAUCGCCAUCAGCUCAUCAUCAACGCAACACGCUCACGCCCCGCAAGUGGCUCAAUGGACGGCCAAGCAAUUAAAACUCGCCCCGAUCAUAAAAUUUGUUUUCGUUUUUGGCACAUAUCUUAAGAGAGGGGCUUAACCUAAUUCCAGUGUAUCAUUGUCGAAUAAUCGACGGGCAAAACGCAUUGUACGUGUUGUUUUGUAACUCAUUCUAAAAUAUAUCAUUAAGGUUCAAAGGAGGUGGAAAGCUUUUAUAAAAAAUUUGAAGCGAUGAUGAUUCUAGCUGAUUUUGUUUGUGAUGUUUUUCCUUGUAGCGUGGAAUGCGCUUCAUUUCCUUUCACUUUGGGAAAAAAUUAAAUUUUAAUUUGGCGACAGAAUGUUUACUUGGGAGAUCCAAAACGUUAAAAUUGCAGGAUUUUGUCGAAAAGUUCCCAAAGUCGAUUUGCAAGAAUCUGUUUGAUGUGUAAGUUGAAUUAGGGAAGAUAUGUUUGAUAAAGAUUGAAAGCGCCCGAAGGUUUUUACCGUAUUUUACAAUGUUUGGUAUUUCGGAAUUUUCUUUAAUUUGACAAUGUGAUAGAUAUUUGGUAGAUGAUAUUUUGAUACUCCGGUGGAGCCACAUUGUUCCCUAAAUACAUUGAAUUUCGAAGACAGCAAUUAGUUCCAAUUAAUCUUUAUAAUAAAAAGGAAACGUCAAACUUUCCUUCCAUUCUUUGCUGACAACAAAUCACUGUGUAUUUUCGCAAGCUGCGGUUUAAGAACCUUCGCAAUUAAAGUUUAUUUAUUCUAAGCCAAGGCCAUGUAGUUCUCUAAGAAAUUAGAGUUUCCCAACGAAAUGAGUAAAUAAAUGUGUCCUAAUGAAAAGCUAGCAUGAUAUCUCGGGCAGAUUAGAAAAACAGUAAAUUGUUUCAAGUGAUAAUCUGCGGCAUUCCCGAGAAGGACAUAUGUCCAGCUAAUGAGCACAGGUGAAAACAGGUCUUUCAAAUGAUUCACGAGGAAAAAAAACAGUUGGUGGUUUCCUUGAGAAGGAGAUACUUUCCUUUAGUUGUAAUGUAUAAAGGGCGCUACAUAAGCUACUAGUGCAUCAGAAAAUUCGCCUCUUUGCUUCUGGGAGGCGAAAAAGAUUGAAUGUGUUGGGAUGUCGCCCUAAAUCGUUUACCGCAGGUGAUCACCAGAUCAAUUGCAAAGACAUUUUGUUCCAUUCAUUAAAAUAGACAGACCGUGUUUUUCUUUUCAAAGGAAACUCACCCGUAUUCUUUGAUAAACAAUAAACUGAGUUCUUCAGUGAAGAAACAAAUGCUCCUAUUGUCUUUACUCAAUACAAUUUCUAGGUUUAAAAAAACUUUGUGCAACUCGGACUUUGAAGCCUUACUUUAACUACACAGCUUCGAAGCAAAAGCAGUGUCUUGAUUCAAACUGGGUUCUCAAACGAAAAGAAAUUACUCUUGCCAAGCUAGAGAACCGGUGUUAACACAAUUAUGGUUUAUUUGAAAUUUAGGCAAUUUAGAACCUCCACGCCGCUUGUUUUGAAUAGAUUAAUAUCGAUAGUGAUAUACUAUUGUAAUAUAGGGACGGACAGUGGGAACUCGAUCCAAAGGUAAACAAAAACGCGUGGCGCCCUAAAAAUAUUGAAACGCCUUUUUUUUUUACGAUAUUCUUACUGAUGUUGCUGAAAACCCGCCCUCACUGAAAAUAUCCAUUUGUCGCUAUUAGUUCGCGUUUUCGACGCCUUUAAGCUUCUUUUCGAAGAACGUAAGUUGCUUAAAGGUUCCGUAUAGUACGCUAUGUUUAAGAAACAGCUUUUGUGUUGUACGUGCGUUUGUAGUGAACAAUGGUUUCUCGUUUUCUAUGCUUCGUUCUGUACAUUGUCUUGGAUGAGACAUUACAAUUUAACUCGAUUAUAAACAGGUUGUUAUGUCAUCUGAUCCUCUCGAGUUUUGAUAAAUGUUAUAAAUGCACCGACUUCCCUCUAAAAAAAAGUUUCGCAAACUUCUCGUCACGCUGUUGAGUUGCGUGUGAAAAGCUGCUUUCCAAGCACUCAUUUGAUGAAGCCCAAGAUUUUUUAUGAAACCACUAAAUGCCAAGAUAGUUUCUUCCUUUACGAAGAUAUGUCGCUGAUGAACAACAAGCAGGAGGUCUAUCCGCUGCUAGUAUUUUAAAGCCACAAUCAAUUUGCGACAAAAAAUUAGUGUUAUCAGAAAUUCUUACGCGUUACAAGUUUCCUUGAUAGAAAACAGCGCCCUCAACUCACUUACGUUGCUUGCGAGCAAACGCAUUUGUUUUAACGUUCUUUGAAAUAGAAUUGUUCGUGCAGGUUGAAUAUUACCUUUCCUGUCUACUGAGAACUAAAUAGACACGCUAGAAAACUUAACCGCUUUUCAUAAAGUCGAGAAACUUAACUCUCCAAAUCAUAGAGCUUCUUUCAAACAUGUGCAAUUCAACUUCAAUAUCAACUGGAAAUAAAAAAAUUAGGGUUUUAAAAAAGAAAGCUACAGAAAGGUUUUUUUUUAUCCAAAAUAGAACUGACACUGCGUUCUAAUUUUGUUCGAAAUAAUAUGUUUAACUGCGAAAAUUUUUUAUUCUUUGCAUCGAUGACAGAUCUAGAAUACGUAAAGAUGGGUCACAGUUUUCAACGUCAGAUCUGAAAGAGUCAGACGAACGUUGCAGAAAAUCAAUGACAUACCUACUAUUAAAAAUGGCACUGAAAUGACAAAUAAAAUAGGGUGGUUCUUUUUCCUUUUCUUAUGCUGUCAGUAAGUCAUAACCAGCGGAAUGAAUGCGGGAAUGUUCUGCUUUUGGAUGGUCUCUGUGGUAACAAGUCCACGGGGUGAGAAGGGCUGAAAAUUAGCGAGUCAUUUAAAAGAUGUUUUUCUGGCUUUAUCGUAAUGAAAGCACUUCAAACCAUGUGAAGACUCGUUAAGUAACGUGUCACUAAAACACCCGCUGUAUUGUUCGAGUCAUAAACAGAGAGGCCCGUGCGCCAAGUAUAAUGUAAUUGAAAAAAAAACCUUUUGUGAAUCGUUUCCUAGGUUAUACUGUUAAAAGAACAGGUACGCUUCUACUAAGAGAACUUCUAGAAAUUUUUAUUGUUCUCAUAGUUGGGUUUGAAAAUGCAAGUACAAUGUGUGGCCAUUGACAAUCUUCAGUAUGUUGCCAGGCCAAAGCAUCAGAACUCAUUCCAAACAAAAGCACCGGUUGUUCAGUCUCCUAGUUCGACAGACUUUUGUCAGCAAAAAAACGAUAGAAUUAGUAUGACUUGAAGGCUGACAAUUUUCAUAAUAUUGAGUUAUCGACGGUGUAAAUGAGGCAUAGGUUUCAUUAUAUUUAUAAAAGUUCAGAACCGUUUCGUUUCUAGGAUGCAAAGGUAUGUCUAAGCAAUGUUAACGGCUCUAAACAAUACAUUUUGCACUUUCCUAAAAUUGAUCAACAAUUUACCUGAUAGUUAAUUUUAAGAAGAUAUCUUUCAUUUUAAGACUGAAAUAUCCCAUGCUGUCGCCACAAAUAGUCAAAUGAAUAUCAAACUUCUCGGUAAAAAAAUAAAAAGGUUAAAGAAAAUGAAAAUAUAAUCAUGUCUCUGAAAAGGUGUUCCUUGUUAUGCUUCGCAUGAAUAAAAUAUCUGCUGCCACUCUCAAACAAGAUGUUACUCAAGGUGGUACAUUUUAAAUAUUUCAUAGUUAAGGUUUCAUAGCUUUUAUCUAUUAAUACGUCUUAGGGCUGCAUUGGCAAGAACAAAUUUACAGAUAGCUACUGCGCUCAACACGUUAUCGAUAUACAUCACAAAUUUCGACGCGAAAAAUGGAUAUUUUCUAGGAAAAGAAAAAACUCCUUGGCCGGAAUCCAGUGACAUGACCUUCUAAAAAAUUCAUUCAACGAUCAUAGAACUUUGAUAUGUAGCCUAAAACAAUAUCUUGUAGUUUCACUCUUUUAAAUUGCAUGAAUAGGUAUACAGUUUAACCUGAACACAUUCUUCAAGAGUUCGCGGUGAAAAUGUCUUUCAAGUGUAAAGUAAAUACAAUCAAGGCGAGCGCUAAAUGAAACAUGCCAACUUUUUGAUUAAAACGAUAAAUUUGACUACAGUGAACCAAAGACUUGUGCUCUUACAUAUUUUGAAUUUAAAUCAUUGUAUUUUCACUGUGGGAAGAAAACGUGCAGUAUUGCUCGGAGGGGAAUUUCUUUCAAAACUACUAAAACUAUAAACUGUACUGUAAUUUUGUCCUAUAAUCUUAUCUUAAUUAUUGAUGCAACCAUGGAUCGUAAACCUCCCAAAAGGUUUCUCGCCAUAUAGAUUGUAAAAAUCCCUUUUCUCGCACUUGUUACCGUGCAUUCUAUUUCUGUUGCCGUGCGAUUGUUUAGAAAGCAGAAUCACGUCCAAAUUCGUUCAUAUUUUGCUACAAAUAUCAAACGAAUUGUCUUAUUUUGUCGUUUUCUAGCCGUGCAACAAGAAAGACAACCGAAUUCCGCUCGCCUUCUCAAACCGCCCAUGGGGGAUGAAUACGCCAGCAAACUCGUGAACAGUGACUUCCUGACGAGUCUGAUUGUCGCGGAACCCUGCCGGGAAGCCGUACAUCGCUUUGGGCAUCAAGCGCCAGGAAUUCCUUAUCCAUCGCAACAAGAAAUCGCUACCUCGCUGUACUGCUCGACACCCGAUGCCAUCUGUGAAUCUGCAGCGCGUUUGUUGUUUAUCUCAGUAAAAUGGGCACGAAAUAUCCCUUCGUUUGUGAAUUUGCCGUUUAGAGAUCAAGUUAUUUUGCUGGAGGAAGGCUGGAGGGAGUUAUUUAUCAUGGGAGCCGUCCAGUGGAACAUGCCUCUCGAGGUAGCACCUCUCCUGGCCGCGGCAGGAAUGCAUGUGGAUAACACGCCUGCGGAAAAGAUUGUCGCUACUAUGGCCGAUAUUCGUAUGCUGCAAGAAAUCAGUGCGCGAUUUCGAAGUCUUCAAGUUGGCGAAGCGGAGUUUGCGUGUUUGAAAGCAGUGGUUCUUUUUAAAUCCGGUGAGUUGAUAGAAUUUAGCAUCAGAGCUUUAAAAAGAAUAUACUGCCUUUUUUUAUGUUUAAUUUGUCCCAUUCGUCGUGGUCAAGCUGAUGUGCAUCUCACAAAAAACUUGAAUAAAUAAGAAAUCAUAUCGUCAUUUCACUAAAAUCCGCAUUAUAAAUUCCCCCCGAAUAAUCUCUCGUAGGAAUAUAUUCUAUAGCAGUUUUUCGAAAAAAAAUUAUAUUCACAUGUCUUACGAGAUGUAAACAGGACAUACAUUAUGAAGUAUUGAAGAAAAGUACUGCUUCCAAAAGUUAUUAUUUAAAUAUGGAAGUUUUUAAUUUUCAUGUUAAGCAAAACUUUUAUUCUACUUGGUGAUGGCACAAAACAGAAGAAUAUUAAAACCAUGCUUUGUAUACUGUUUUUGACACGUUUUUAAAGAAAAACAACGAAGCAAAAGGUACAAUAGCUUAUCAUACGCCUCAGGUUCAUUGAGGUCUUUAUCUUGUGAUGGAUUGGGUUUAGAAAGCAUUUACACUGAGUGCUUGUAACAGAAAUGGGCGUUCUUGUUCUUAAUGGUCUGACCUUUCUUAAAACCCCACUAAUGAUUCAAAAUUAGAAGUCUUGUAUUUUGAAAGUAAAAUUUAUUCUAGAAACGAGUAAUCUAUUUGGAACUCCACACGAGCACAUGUUGUGUAGGUCGGAGUCGCGCGCUGCUAACCACUUAGAUUAAAACGCCAAGAAGAUUAGCCUCGUGUAGGGAGUUUUUUAGUUCUUCUUUAUUAACUGUGCGUAUCAAUAACCAUAUCAUAGAAAAAUCAAAGCCGCUUAAUUUACGCUAAUUACAAUACGCUUUGCUGCGCGCAACAAGCCUACACUGCUUCUCAUUUAUAAUUAAAAGAACCAUUUCUCUAUGAUUGAAUUUCUUAAUAAGACUGUGUGCUUCGGUUAUUGAAAUAUGCCUAAUUACGACCGUAGUGAAUUUCUCGUAUUAACUUUAAUCAAAUAUGAAACUUAUACUCUUUCAUAUUUAUGAUGUCGCAGAAACCCCAUCUGACUUGUUAUCUGCAUCGAAUAAUUUUGCCUUUAAAUAUAAAACAUUAAGUCAGGCGGCCUGAAAUCUAGCUUUCAAUUUAUUUGUGACCAAUUGCGAGAGUUUUAUGAUCUUCAGUGCAACAACGCGUGUUUUUGUGAGAAACUUGAAAACAUAUGAAGUUUGUUUUUUAUAUUUGUCAAAUAGUUUAGAGUCUCGUUAUUCCACUGUCGGAGUUCGAAGUUUCUUCAAAGGACUUCAAGUUGACGUGGGUUUGAGAGGGUAGAGAUUAUAACAAAGUGCUUAAUGGAACAUACCGCAACAAGACAAAUUGGUACUCGAAUGGAGUACUCUAAGAUUACCAUCUACAGCCUGCAGUCCAAAAUUGGGCGGCAUUGUAAAGGGCAGGUAUUUGAUGUUUACACACCACAAGCUCUGAAUAGAAAACAGUUGUUACCAGACAAGGAAAACACUGAAAAAUUUAAAUGCGUAUAGUUUUCUAUUCCUGCCCUUUCUUCUGUUGCAUGCUCCUAGCAUAUGGAAAAACAAUCGAGAAGGUAUGAAAUAUUUUCGAACUUUCGAAUAUCAAAACACUUUCGAAUCACUCAAAGCUUAAAUAGUUCUCGAUAUAUCAAAUCUACUUUUUCGAUAUAUCACAGGGUUAGAGGAAAUCCAUGACGCAAAAAUAUCGAUUUUCUUCUAAAAGUGCAUGAUAAAAUGAAUGUCUCUGUAUCGAUACAUAAUAUCUAACAAUGCUAAAUAAUGAAAGUUCUCGUCUUUAGUGUCUGUGGCUUGAAAGCAACGUGACGGAUAUUUUUACUCUGCGGUUUUCUUAAAAACAGGUGUUUCUUGGAGAGUAAUUCAAUAAAAAAAUAAUCUGGGAUCAUUUUACCACCCGUCAUGCUUCGAAUGUCAAGUUUUAUUCGGUAAUAUGUCCAAUUUACUGCUAUUCUGACCCAACUUACCACGUAACUAAGUAAGUCACGAUACAAGUCGGUAAAAAUCAGUGAUUUUAUUAAAGCUUUUUUAUGACUUAUUCAUUAACUUUCAAUUGACACUGUUUUUGAAACGUUUUAGACACGUCUUAGGAAAGGAAAACUUUACAGGAAUGCCGAAUGCUGGACAUAACAUGAUACAACCGUAAACUCGAAAAGUGGGUUGACUUCCCGUGGCCUAAUCAGCUGAAGGGUAGCAUGAUGUGGGAAAAUAAAUUUGGCCUGUCCUCUCCUUCAAAUCUUAAAGAGCAAGAGAAAACUCACUCCCUAAAAGUUUUGUUCACAUGAUUUCUUUACGUUUGUUUAUCUGAAAGCUCGGUCGUCAAAUGAAGGUUGACCUGUUUUCUUUAUAUAGGCAUACGGGCAACUGAGUGAAUUAACUAGGAAAUUUUUUUGUUUUUACAUCUCUCGUGACAUUAGGCGAUGUACAUACAACACUAUGUUCCUCGUUCCUAGAUCGUUGUUGACUAAGACUAAAAAAGCUCUCAUGAAGUAAAUAAUCCUUUACAUAUACAUGGCUAGUGUCCCACAAAGAACUUUAAUUUAUUAAAAUUUUGUAAUUUCUCUCAUACAUGGUACUCCUUGGGCGUUUCAUUGUGUAUAACGAUAUCAAAUGUUGUGGUCAACUCAGUUUUGAGCGUCAAUGAAAUCAGUGGACACCGAGUAAAACAUCACGUUCUAUUCAAGUAGCUAGCUUAUCACACAGCUUGUCAAGCCCGUCCGAAAAUUCACUUACUCAUUCACUAUUGCACUAAAAUAUUACUGUGAAUUGUAUGAGAAUUCAAGUCACGAGGACAACUUAUCCGACUCGCAGGGUUAAGCCAAAUAUGAAAGAUGCACGCCUCAAACUUGCUUUAAACCAUCUGUUAAUCUCCCUCUGGGUCAAUGAAAGUGAAUUUUUUUAAAUUAACAACAUAUCUUGGUAUACCUUCCCUCCAUAUGUUAGAACAUCCCUUCCAGAUAAUCUUGCAUCUCCCCCCGUCUACACUAAUUUUUAACCAACCGUUCCGUCCUCGCUGACAAAAGUUUUUUCCCCCUAAAAAUCAGAGCUCAGAGGACUGCGAGAUCCACAGCAAGUGGAGUGCUAUCAAGACCAAGCACAGAUCAUGCUGGGAGAUUACAUCAGGAGGCACUUUCCCGGUCAGCAAGUUCGCUUUGGGAAGCUUCUCUUGAUGCUGCCGUCCCUGAGGAUGGUGAAUCCUAAAACUAUUGAAGAACUGUUCUUCCGGCAAACGAUCGGGAGCGUGGCUAUUGAGAGCUUGCUUUGCGACAUGUUCAAGUCAAGCUGAACAGGACUCGUUCAUAGAUCGAUAACCAAAAUACGAGCGCUUACAUAGAACAAAGACAACCUAUACCACAUUAGCUGCUCGGUCGAAGUGACUUACUUUUCGAAAAUUGUAUGGUUUUUAAGAUUGUAUCAUACUAGAGAUGGCAACCUCUUUACAAGUCAUGAUUAGUGAAUCGUAGCCACAUUCACUUUUUCGUUUAUAGAAUAUAAAUCGGCUCUUGAAAGAAUAUUGACCGUAAGUUAACAAAAAAUUAAUUAAUGUAAGCUAGGAAAUAAAACGCACUUUUGCGCGUUCUUCUUGUGGCAACUGAAAACACAGAGAGUUGUCCAUAAAGAACACAUGAAGUCAUUGAAGGACAACUUACGAAAAUCAAUGUUCUUCGAUAAAGAAUACAACUUUCAAUUUUCAGGAUAAAAGAUAAAACCAAUCUUUAAUUUAGAGUAAGGACAUGACUGAAGGCUUCUUUAGCAAGCUUUGGAUAUUCGAUGAUAACGGACGGUGCGCACUUGCGGAAACAUUGUACAACCUCCUCUGCUGAAAAAUAGACUGAAACUGAUGUAGAUUUGUAUUAAAGUGAGAAAUCUUUACAUUGCU